Cydia amplana is the source of this 887-nucleotide messenger RNA. Its product is annotated as ATP synthase mitochondrial F1 complex assembly factor 2. Gene Ontology annotation, biological process: mitochondrial proton-transporting ATP synthase complex assembly. Gene Ontology annotation, cellular component: mitochondrion. The coding region runs from base 55 to 882 and encodes 275 amino acids. The transcript is spliced from 6 exons. The record is from RefSeq and is a predicted model, not a curated record. Lineage: Eukaryota; Metazoa; Arthropoda; Insecta; Lepidoptera; Tortricidae.
AAUGUGUUACAAAACGAAUUUCUCCACGUAAAGUAUCAAUAAGUUAUUUUGAAAAUGCAGGCGUUUACAACAAAGUCUUUCUCUAGUUUAAUUAGAGCGCGACUUACCGAAUUCUUCCCUCGUCAACAUUAUGUGACCCGCAAGAGGUUUUACCGCAACACUGGCAUCGUCCAGAGCGACAGUAAGUGGGAGGUGACGCUGGACCACCGGCGGUUGAAGACGCCGAACGGCCACAUGCUGUCGGUGAGCAGCGAGCCGCUGGCGCGCGCCGUCGCCGCCGAGUGGGACGCGCAGGUCGAACACAUCACACAGCCCACCAUGCAUCUGACAGCUUUGUGCAAUACAGCCAUAGACAACCCUGGGAAGUUGGCUUCACAUGACAUUGCUAGUUAUUUACUUGACUUUCUACCUACAGACACACUCCUAUUUCAUUCAGAGGAAGAAGAGGAAUUAAGAGCACUGCAAGCAGAAAAAUGGACACCAGUACUAGAAUGGUUCCAAAAGAGAUUCAAUGUUACCCAAGAGACAUCCAAGGACUUGGCACUCCCUCCUGUGGCUACGGAGACCCGGGCAGUGCUGGCACGAUACUUCCUGUCAUUUGACUUCCCUGCACUUAAUGCAAUGAAUUUCGGCGUAGAAGCCCUGAAGUCCCCCAUACUGAUGAUAGCGUGCGUGGAGCGUCACCUGGAGCCGAAAGAAGCAGUGUUGCUGUGCCGUCUCGAGGAAGAGUACCAGCUGUCUCGGUGGGGUCGAGUUCCCUGGGCGCACGAGCUGAGCCAAGCGGAGCUGACGGCGCGCGUGGCGGCCGCGCUGCUGGCGGUCGCGGGCGCGGGCGAGGCGCACUCCGCGCGCGCCAAGGCCGCGCCGCCGGAGACCGCCUAGCCCUG